Drosophila santomea is the source of this 2060-nucleotide messenger RNA. It is a transcript of the gene PK1-R, whose product is annotated as pyrokinin-1 receptor. Gene Ontology annotation, molecular function: neuropeptide receptor activity. Gene Ontology annotation, biological process: neuropeptide signaling pathway. The transcript has 4 exons. Gene Ontology annotation, cellular component: plasma membrane. Lineage: Eukaryota; Metazoa; Arthropoda; Insecta; Diptera; Drosophilidae. The coding region runs from base 707 to 1993 and encodes 428 amino acids. The record is from RefSeq and is a predicted model, not a curated record.
UACAAGUUUUUGUUAACUAGCCUUUUUAAUUACCAAAAAAAUUGCGUUGUAUUCGAAACCAUUUUGCUUAGUCUCUAACAUUGGCAGGUCCCAUCAAGAUAUCUUCGCUUUUUAAGAUUUAAUUGAGCCGGCACGUUCGCUGGACGCGCGGUCAUUACAGCCAUGUCGCUCACCUUCCGCGUACAUGUGAGGGAAAAACAGCGACGCUUCGUCGCUGGCUUUCAGAUACAGAUAGAAAUCUGAAUGAAAUGUCGCUGCGGCUUAUCAGAUAAGUUUGGAGCGCGCUGGAGUGCGGUUGCAGCUGCUCUCGGGAAUCAGAAUCAGAACUCGAAUCGGAAUCAAAUUAACUCGCAUAAGUUAUUGAGGAGAAGUCGGGCCCCCUAGAACAGCGGCCGGUAAUACGGAAUACGGUAUAUGGUAUACGUUAUACGGAUCUUGACCUCGUCGGUAAUUUGGUGCGUUUGCGUGCCAGUCGAGUAUCUGAAUCUUAGAAUCGAGUAUCUAGCAUUGCGAAGCGCGAGUCCAGACCUCCGGUCCAUUCCCUCCUCCUCCGCCCGGUCGGCUCCAAUAAAUUAUUAUAAUUAGCAUAGUUGAGGGGACAUCCAGUCGCAGCCGCAGCCGCAGCAGUUAAACGGCAGUGGAAUUUAGCGCUGUUAGUGGAAAUUUUGUGAAAACAAAAGGGGAAAAAUUCCAGGCCGCCGGCGCCAUGUCCGCUGGCAAUGUGAGCCUCGAUCUUGGACCGCCUCGCGAUCCGCUGGCCAUUGUUAUACCCGUAACGGUGGUCUACUCACUGAUUUUUAUAACCGGCGUGGUGGGCAACAUUAGUACCUGCAUUGUGAUUAAGAAGAACCGUUCGAUGCACACGGCCACGAAUUACUACCUCUUUUCGCUGGCCAUCUCCGACUUCCUGCUCCUGCUGUCGGGCGUUCCGCAGGAGGUGACCUACAUCUGGUCCAAGUACCCGUACGUGUUUGGGGAGUACAUCUGCAUCGGACGUGGCCUGUUGGCGGAGACAUCGGCGAAUGCCACGGUGCUAACGAUUACGGCCUUCACGGUGGAGCGGUAUAUUGCCAUUUGCCAUCCGUUUCUCGGCCAGGCCAUGAGUAAACUCAGUCGCGCCAUUCGGAUCAUCGUCCUGGUUUGGAUUAUGGCCAUAGUUACGGCCAUACCGCAGGCGGCCCAAUUCGGCAUCGAGCACUAUUCGGGUGUGGAGCAAUGCGGCAUUGUGCGGGUUAUAGUGAAGCACUCGUUUCAGCUGUCCACGUUCAUCUUCUUCCUGGCUCCGAUGUCCAUUAUCCUGGUGUUGUACCUGCUGAUCGGUGUGCACCUGUACAGGUCGACCCUGGUGGAGGGCCCCGCCUCGGCUGCCCGACGGCAGCAGCUGAAGAGUGUGCCCAGUGAUACGAUCCUCUAUCGCUAUGCCGGAUCCGCAACCGCCAUGAGUCUCAAUGGAGGAGGGACAGCGGGAUUGAUGGGCGGCUCGGGGGCUCAACUCAGCUCGGUGAGAGGUCGGCUCAAUCACUAUGGCACCCGGCGAGUGCUCAGGAUGCUAGUGGCCGUUGUGGUGUGCUUCUUCCUGUGCUGGGCCCCCUUCCACGCCCAGCGACUGAUUGCCAUCUACGCCCCUGCACGGGGGGCCAAACUGCGGGAUCAGCACGAGUUUGUCUACACGGUGAUGACCUACGUCUCCGGAGUCCUCUACUACUUGUCCACCUGCAUCAACCCGCUGUUGUAUAACAUCAUGAGCCACAAGUUCCGAGAGGCCUUCAAGGCCGUGCUGUUUGGCAAAAAGGUGUCGAAAGGUUCGCUGAACUCGCGAAACAACAUCGAAUCGCGCCGCCUGAGGAGGGCACUUACCAAUUCCAGUCAAACGCAGCGCUUUUCCAUUGAGUCGGCGGAGCAGCCGAAGCAGUCACAGUCGAUAAUGCAAAAUGCGACGAACAAACCGCCAGUCGCCACCCAGUACGCCAUGAUCAGUGCCCAAGUCAACUGAUAAACUCGAACUGACUCUCUCGUGCGGCUCCCUGAUGCUAAUUUAUUUGAAUUCUGUUUAAGCCAGU